Molecule: messenger RNA, 648 nt
Organism: Paramecium octaurelia
Lineage: Eukaryota; Ciliophora; Oligohymenophorea; Peniculida; Parameciidae
Source: the annotation of a GenBank genome assembly
AUGUAAGGCAAUAUUAAAGAAGCAUUCUUAAAAUUAGAUCAUUUUUACACUUCUUAUCAGAAAGCCAGGACUAAAUAUCUAAUUCUGUUUACUUUUGAACAUGCCAUAACUACUCCAGCCAUAUUGCUUAGAGUCUAUGAUGGCAAGACAAUUUGGUUAUUUUAGAUUCUUGAAAAACACAUAGAGGAAAUGAGAUCAAAAAGUGAAAUCAAAGGAACACUGAAUUCAUUUCUAGAUAUGAUGCAAUAAGCUUUGGAAAGCAAUCAAUACUAGUUGACCCUUGAAAAUUUAAAUUUACAAAUCUUAUUCGAAUUUUAACUUACUCAAGGAGUUUUCAUUAAGAGCGUGUUGGAUCUAGGGGGAGGUCUCAUCAUAGAAGACAAAGACUCAAUUGAGGUCUCCAGAGAUUUCACUAUGGAUUUAUACGAAUCAAUGCGAUAUAAAUUUAUAGCCUUGAAAAACCAAAAAGAAUCAGAAAUUGCUUUAGUUAAAUAAUAAACAAUUGCAUCUAAAGACAAAGAUGUGCCAAAAGUGUUUUAAUAAUUGUCAGAAGUUAAGGAAGAGCCUCCUAAGAAGAGAGUUGUCAAUGGAGAUAUAGUGAUGCCUAACAAAAAGAAGAGAAAAGCAAUUGGUGCUCGUUUUGAAUGA